CCGAGAGACCGCGACAGACCCGACUCCUAAUCAGCGGCUUCCGUGCCAACUAUCUUGUCCCAACGCGACAAGAGUGACCAGAAGAGAAAAAAAGAACUAAAUAAACUCCUCGAUAAAAGGGAACACGGGACGAUCGGGCAACGUCGGCCAGCGAAAGCGAUUCGCCCAGACCAGCCGUCGUCGUGGUCAGAAUCAAGAUGUUGCUGGUGGUCGCAGUCGUGGCGUUAAGCCUAGCCAGCCAGACCGUGGAUGGAACGUCCUUGAUGCAUCGCGGUAGGCCCAGGGGACGCUACGGCAUGCUGGGGCUGCCCAAGUCCCAGUUGCUAUUUGCCAGCAAGGAACCGCAGGAGCUGUGGUUCACCCAAAACCUGUGUCACUUCGAUCCGGCCAACACGGACACUUGGAAGCAGCGGUACUUCGUGAGCGACGAGUUCUACCGCCCAGGCGGACCCGUCUUCCUCUUGCUGGGCGGCGAGGGAGCGGCGUCGGCCCGCUGGCUGUCGGCGCCCACCCACAUCAUGCUGCUCGCCAAACAAUACGGCGCCCUCGUCUUCCAGCUCGAACACCGAUUCUACGGCCGCAGCCUGCCCACCAAGGACAUGUCUGUAGACAACCUGGCCCACCUGACGAGCGAGCAGGCGCUGGCUGAUGCGGCCACCUUCCGCGACGCCAUGGUGCGCAAGCACUCGCUCAAGAAAGACAGCAAGUGGGUCGUCUUCGGCGGCUCGUACUCGGGGUCGCUGGCCGCCUGGUUCAAGCUCAAGUACCCGCACCUGGCCGUCGGGGCCGUCGCGUCCAGUGCCCCCCUAUUUGCAAUCAUUGACUUUAAAGACUACCUGCGCGUGGUCCGGGAUUCUCUGGCUACCACGGGCCCUGAGUGCAACAAGCAGAUCGAGCUGGCCGUCGACCGUCUCACCUACCUGUCCAGCCAACCGGAAAACUGGCCACAGCUCAAGGACCUGUUCAAGUUGUGUACCUACUUCAACGGAUACAACCGCAAUGACGUGGCGAACUUCUUCCAAAGCUUGGCUGGCAAUUUCGAAGGCAUCGUGCAGUACAACAAAGACGCCAGGGAAUUCGAGGGGGGAAACGGAAGCAUCACCAUCGACACGCUCUGCGACAAGAUGACCGACCCGCACGAUCAGCUGAGUCCGCUGGAAAAGUUCGCGGCCGUCAACAGCCUGCUCCUGAAUGCAACGGGUCAAAAAUGCCUGGACUACGAUUACGACACCUUCAUCAACUCUAUGCGCGAGAUCGAAUUCAACAGCACCCAAGGCGCUGGAGGACGUCAGUGGACCUACCAGACCUGCGUGGAGUUCGGGUAUUUCCAGUCUUCGGACCUCCGAAAUCAGCCGUUUGGGUCUCUGUUCCCGGUGGAGUUCUUCGUGCAGCAGUGCAGGGACAUUUUCGGGGCGCACUUCGACGAGGCACUGCUGCAGAGGGCCGUCGAGCGCACGAACACCUUCUACGGAGGCCUGCACCCCGGCGUCCGCAACGUGACCUUCCCCAACGGCUCCAUCGACCCCUGGCACGCCCUCGGCAUCACCAAAGACCUCGCCGAGGACGUCACCUCCAUCUACAUCAAAGGAACAGCUCACUGCGCCGACAUGUACCCACCUUCAGACAAGGACUUGCCGGAACUCACUGAAGCAAGAGAACGCAUCGCACAACUUGUGGGAGAAUGGAUCAGCGCAGCCUAAACACCAGUUCUUCGUUUAACUGCGCAUAAAGCGAGAUUUCAUCGUC
Molecule: messenger RNA, 1746 nt
Organism: Ixodes scapularis (black-legged tick)
Lineage: Eukaryota; Metazoa; Arthropoda; Arachnida; Ixodida; Ixodidae
Product: putative serine protease K12H4.7
Exons: 9
Coding region: 198-1700 (500 amino acids)
Biological process (GO): proteolysis
Molecular function (GO): dipeptidyl-peptidase activity; serine-type exopeptidase activity
Source: RefSeq, a predicted model, not a curated record